GGUAACGUGACUUCCUGGUAACGUGUUAGGUAGGAAAAGCAGUAAAAAAGUGCAUAUUAAGGGAGCAGAUUUGAAAUAAUAUUUAUACUUAACAAGAAAUAAUUAAAGGUUCAAUGGGGAGACCUAAAGAUUUACGCAUAUGGGAGCACUACCGUACUUUACCAAACAAGUCUGUUUCUUGCAAGCUUUGUAAUAAGGUCUACAAAUUCAGUAAUGCUGCCAAAAUGCUUCAACAUCUUAUCACUUGUCCAAAAUCUCCAGAAACAUUAAAAGACUCUAUGAAACUUAUAAAAGAUAGCUCGUCCAAAACCAAAAUGUCUGGACUGUCAGAGAUAGAGACAAAUGAUUCUUUUAUAAGCCCCUCGUCGUCUGCUAACACUACAAUAAAUGCUGAGUUUCAAGACACCGAUGAUCAUAUAAAAACAGAAUUAGCGAGAGCUAUAUUUGUAACAGGGACGCCAUUAUCGAUGGUGCAACAUCCUUUAUGGAUACAAUUUUUCGAAAAAUUGCAACCAAAAUUUAAAAUACCUUCACGUAAAGCUUUAGCGACAAAAUACUUAGAUAAAAUAUAUAGAGAAAUGCGUUUUGAGUUAAAUGAGGAACUAAAUGCUUGUAGUUACUUACACCUUCAGUGCGAUGGCUGGUCUAAUUUAAGAAAUGAAGGAAUAAUAAACUUUCUUAUAUCAAAACCUCAACCUGCAUACGUUAAAAGUUUGAAUACAGAAAGUAAUCCUCACACUAGUGAAUACCUUAGCCAAGAAGUUGAAAAAGUAAUGAAAGUGUAUGGAGCAAAUAAGUUUCUUGUACUUAUUGGCGAUAACGCUAGAAAUAUACAAAAGGCAUUCGAAUUAACAAAACUCAAAUAUCCACAUGUUGUUCCUCUCGGUUGCUGUGCACAUAUCCUUAACUUGUUGUGCCAAGAUAUUGUAAAGAUACAAGAAGUAACUGUGUUUAUUAUGCAAGCCAUAAAUAUAAUAAAAACUGUUAAAAGGAGUCAACGAUUAAGUUCCUUGUUGAUAAAAUCAAGGCAGGGUGAAGAUUCUACACAAACACUAAAAUUGCCUUGUGCUACAAGAUGGGGAAGUCAUGUUACUUCGUUAAAAAGUUUGAAAGCAAAUAAGAUAGCUUUGCAAAUAUUAACAGUUAGAGAAGAUGUGGUAAUUUCAAGAGAUAUUAAAGAUUUAAUUCUAAGUGAUGAUUUCUGGACGAAGACAGGGGAAUGUAUAAGUAUUUUGGAACCAGUCACUGAAAGCAUAUUUUACUUAGAGAGCGACCAGAAUCGUUUGCAUCGCACAUACAUUACAUUUAGAGAUGUACAAGCUAAGAUACGUUUUGCAUUAAAUGAGAUUUCGACAUUGAGCGAAGAAAGCAAACAGCAGAUUCUAACAUCAGUAUCUUCAAGAUGCAAUAUGGCAAUGAGGCCAAUACAUUUUGCAGCAUAUAUUCUAGACCCCAGGACUCUAGGAGUCGAACUUACUCAAGAGGAAGAACUUAAGGGUAUGGAGUUUAUCUACAAUUUAAGCCAACACUUAAGUUUGUCAAAUGUAAUGGCAGAUUUGGCGUGUUAUAAAGCUAAAGAAAACUUUUGGGCCAGAGGAUUUGUAUGGAGCUCAUUAGAUAGCAUUGAGCCCCUAAUAUGGUGGAAAGGUAUUUGUGGUUCCACUGAGUUAAGCAAAGUAGCGAUUCGUAUUCUAUCAGCUCCCUGUACUUCGGCAGCCACUGAGCGUUCCUUUAGUAUCCAAGGCUACAUACAUAAUAACAAAAGAAAUCGACUUACAACUGAAAGAACUGAAAAAAUUUCAUUCAUUUGUUAUAACUGGAAUCUUAAACAUAAAGCUGAAUGCGAGGACAUUCAGUUUAAUGAAGAAAAUACCUUAGAAGCUUUCAUUGAGCAAGUAAAUGAACAUAACAGUUUAGACGAAAUAGAGCCUAUCGAACCUAUACAAUUCAUCGCUUGUAAUAACUCUGAAUCUGACAGUGAUUGACUGUAGUUUUACAUUUUACUUUCAUCUCUUUCUUAAUAAACUCAAAAUCAAAUUAAAAGUUUUUUAUUCUGUAGGCUGCAUAAUAAUAUUGUCUAUGUCCAGUAUAGUGGACGUCUUGCGGCUGAGAUGACGAUGAUGAAGUACAAAAUCAUAAACACCCAAAAAUUUGGGUGUUUAUGGGGUUUAAACCCAAUAAACCCAAAACACCCGGUUUUUACCCACCAGACUUUAAACCCACCCAGGUGGAUUGCCCAUCUCUAAU
Galleria mellonella (greater wax moth) is the source of this 2247-nucleotide messenger RNA. RefSeq lists its product as uncharacterized. Gene Ontology annotation, molecular function: protein dimerization activity; DNA binding. NCBI's taxonomy places the organism in Eukaryota, Metazoa, Arthropoda, Insecta, Lepidoptera, Pyralidae. The transcript is spliced from 2 exons. The coding region runs from base 114 to 1985 and encodes 623 amino acids. The record is from RefSeq and is a predicted model, not a curated record.